UGACCAUCUACCACCACCACCACCAUCAUCAUCAUCGACGACGACCGCGGCGGACAACGGCGGACAUCGCUGAUUACGACGACGACCUCUUCGCUUACGCAAUAACGCCUUUCCUCCUUGACUGUCAAUAUCUGUUCUGUCGAGCCCGCUACCCUACUACCUCAGCGCCAAUUCGCCUUCAUUAUCUCCUCACGAGCUGUAAACCAAAUUAACGACGCCUCCUGCGAUAUAUUCAGUCUGUGUAUAGAAUGUUUCAAUAGUUUCUCGUCUUUGCCUCCGCAUUUGUCACUGUAAUUCUUGCAUACACAUCCCAUCAUGACCAGUCUGGGCGGGCCUUCAAAUCCAGGCGUUGACGACCAUUUGCGUGCAGGACCACCACAAGCAUCGUCUAGCCGUAACACUAUGCCAGAUCUGUCCACUAUCGUACCUGUACCAUCACCCUCCUCGUCCGCGGCACAGUCACCUACUUCCUCGACCAGCUCUUCUCAACUACUUCCGAUACCAACACCGUCGACAAACGUAUCUCAAGCCUCCUUCACCUAUCCAGACUCUUCUGACGAGAGAACGAGUUUGGGUCCGCUGCCUGCAGACAUUGCUACUGCUGAUAUAUCUAUUGCUCCCGAUGGAAGCUUUGUAGAAACAUCUUCCGGACCCGCAGCACGCGAGCUGAAGCGACGGUAUGACCAACAUUACGGUGUAGGGAAAGACGUGAGGUCACCGUACGCUAUCACAGCUUUCGUGAAUCAACACGGGAAACAGAUGUUUCGAGUUGGUCAUCGAGAUCAGUCAGCUCCUGCUGCCUCAGCAGCCGACGUAGAAUUCACGAUUCAGCGGAAACCGGCCAACAAGUUCCCGCAGUCUCAUCGAAGCCGGUCGAAGCGCCGUUCACGGAUGAGUGUACAUGCGCUUCCGAAUUUGUUCAGAAAUAGCGGUUCCACAACAGCAACAACGAUGAGCUUUACCGGACCUAGGAAAUUGAGGAAGACGCGGUCGAUACCGGACAUGAACAAUCCCCGUGCACAGGACGGGGAAUCUCUGCUUACUCGCCCACAUUCUAAUAGUGUCACCUCCGCUGAUGCCCCUCGACUCCCGGAAAUUGACGCCUCCCUUAAUAACGGAGGGAUGGACCUGUUUGGCCAAGUCAUGGAUUGGACAACAUCAUUGGAAUCUUUGAGCGCAUCAUCAUCCCACAGCUUUGAGGACUCGGACGUUGACAUUAGUCCCUCUGUCCUAUCCGUUCCUGUUACACCUAUCAUACACCCCUUUGGACCCGGAGUACACUUCGAUUCACCGCGAAAACCCGGUCUCGACCGCCUGCGCUCCACCCGGCAUCUACGCGAGAUGCAGUCUUUUGAAUCUGGGUUAACAGCUCGCCAGACCGAGUGUCCGAGCAAAGUAGCAUCUACAAGCAAUACGCCCAUCUCCCCUAUAAUAUCAGAGUUAUCCUCCCAGCAAAAAGAGCUCACUCGCUCUCCCUCUGCUAUCCGCCUACGACCGCCCGAUGUCGUGGACGUGGAAUCCGGACCGGAUCCAUAUAUGCCUAGCUCCGAGACGGCCAUACAUUCUCGCUUUUCGACUGACGUUUUUGAUGUCAUUCAGACAUAUCGGGGAGUUCCGCUUAUUGAUAAGCUCUCCUCUCAAGCUGAAGAGACCGCAGUUAUCAGACUGUCACUCUCUGAGGGCAAUAUAGCUGCACCGCGUAAUGAUCCUCGGUUUGUCAUAUGGGCCGAAGUUAGGUAUGAUGGCGACGAUAGGUCUGUUUCGCAGGACAGCUACUCGUCUGCCUCGAGCCUUUCGGGACGCCGCAGUCGCAAGGGAAAGAGUCCAGAAGUGUCCAAGUUAAAAAUUGCGCCAACGCAGGAGUUCCAGAAAAUUCUUGUAGCUGCAUCCAUCGAACGAUGGAUCGCGCAAAUGACGAGCGAAUUGAACUACGAUGAGCUGCUGGACUUCUUCCUCACCUACCGCACUUAUAUCGGAGCCGUUGAUCUGUGUCACCUUUUAAUUUGUCGAUUUCACUGGGCUCUUCAGAAACACAAUUCACCGAGUGACGAAAUGGUCCGAAGAAUUGUCCGCGUCCGAACAUUUGUUGCCUUUCGGUACUGGCUUUUGACCUUCUUCACCGUAGACUUUUUGCCGAAUCGGGAGUUGAGAUUGCUUUUUGCGAGUUGGUUAAAUGCUUUGAUCCGCGAUCCUAUACUGGAGAAGCAUAGUGACGGCUUGAGUAUCGUCAAGAAAUUGAAGAAGAUUGCACAAGACUGUAAGAAAGCACAUACACGUACUUCUUCGAAAGCGAAAUCCCGGCCGACUAGCACCAGCGUUCAACAAGAGCACUCUUCAGGGAAACAGGAGCACUUACUUGGAGAAAAGUUUGCUGAGGCAACUAAGAAACUCCACGGAGAAGAAGAUGUUGGCGAGUUGGAUUUGGACUUCAUACCUGAGGAUGAAGAUGUGCCUAUAUAUGCACCAAACUAUCCUCCCAACGCACACAUCAGCAACAUUCAUCUCGGUCCCAAUCUAUCACCUCCAGGGUCGAACUCAAUAGCUUUCUCAUCGUUAUCUAUAUUGCCACGACCGGAUCACAACUCUGAUCCUGGUGAAGAAGCUGCGGUGCCGUUCGUGCAAACCUCGGCGACAUUACCUAUCCAUCACAAUGCAUUAUCCCGCGCGUUCGUGAAGACUGCUUUGGUGAAGACGAUCGGACGUCUCGGUCGAUGGAAGCGUGUCUUGAAUAAUAGGACAACCCCUCGAGCACCUUUGGGCUCAUAUACCCAUGUGUCCGCAUUUGAUUUAGAACUGUCGGUUUCUCGAGAUCUAUUGAAAGUUCAAGGUGGAGUUGAGCAAUAUCUGAAGCUCAUCGAGCCGCAGCCAGAUAAUUUAAAUGUAGCCUCCAAUCCCAGUACCGUUGCACCUACGUCCUCUGCGGUAACGGCUAAACCCGAAGCUACUCCUGUAUCAUUCCAGGUUCCCGAACCUUCUCCAAUUCCUGCGUAUUCUCUCGUUCAUGUGUCCGAUGGAGCCAACAGAUCUUCGGGAGAAGCUACAGUCUUGCCGCCUUCAACAUCCACGGAGGCUUCACCCUCCUAUAUUGAUGCUGGCACCACAUCAUUUUCUAGCACUUCUACGAUGGACGAUGAACCGGCCCCUCAAACACCAGAAGCUGAUACCGUCUCUCUGGCACGAACAUCGUCCACGGACUCAUUCGGUGAACCUCUAUCCGCCGAUCGGAACUCAGCCAAGUUUCCGGCGUUCCAGUCUCCUUGGCAGUUUGACGUCGAAUCAAUUGAUGAGCUAGAUCUAUCGGAUACAUCAUCGGAGCACGCUCCUGGGGCCCCCGCUUCACCGCCAGGUUUGCGAAAGCCUCUACGUAGGUUACCUUUACGCCGAGACUUUGAGUUUGUGCGUCGGUCAGAGAGCGUUUCAUCGAUGGGAAUAGUAUCGCAUGAAUCGGUGGCAUCAGAAGCGAGUUCCGCUGCGUCGUCCGCAUCUGGGGUAGGUCUCGGGAGGAACAUACAGCAGUGGCAGGUUAAUGCACUCGUCGACUCUUUGAGUGAUGAUGGCGAAGCUGGUGAUGUAGAAGAUGCCCUGCGUCGCUUGGAGGGUCAGAUCAAUCCCAAACGUCAGCAGGAGAAAGCAUCGAAAGUAGACGAUUGGGUGAAGACUAUGCAAACUCGCAUGGCGACUGGUGAUUAUGAGGAUGAGGAACCACGUUUCUCUGAUGAAGAGGUCUAUGAUGACGAAGCUGAUGAAGAUAACGGCAGCAAUGAGGGCGAAGAUGAAACGGGGGGUUUACGUUCACCGUCUGAUAAUAUCGAUGUUGCCUCCAUUGCUUCAUCAUAUACGGAUGCCGAACAAUUCCUCGCUGCUGAUAGUCCUACGGCUGAUGCUGCGACAACGCCGAUAGCAACAAAAGCAUCACAUAGCAUUCCAUGCCCCGGGGAAUCUUCUAAACGUCCUCCGCAAGCGAAGCCUGCUCCCGAGGAUGCAGUUCCUUUGGAAAUCCUCCAGAGCCGUAUGCCAAAUGGUUUCCCAUCAACUUUGUCAUCUAAUGCCAUAACCACGUCUUCCGCAAGUUCUACCUCCGUCAACACAACUGUGCCCCUUUCUUCCAAGUUCGUUCCCCAUGAAGCACCCCGCUCUCAUAAAUCAUUCAUCCUCAGCUAUACGGCUGAAAGUCUUGCUCAGCAUUUUGGUAUGAUUGAUCGAGAACUGUUCAUUAGCAUCAAAUUUGAAGAGCUCAUCUUGGACGAUUGGAUUGGUCGGGAGAAUGAGGUAGAUGUGUUGGAUUGGGCGCAAUACCUCAAAGACAGGGCGAGGUGGAAGGCUGAAGGGAGGUUCCCUGAGAAGACGAGUGUGCUUGCAGCCGUGAGGGCGAGGUUCAAUCUGAUGGCUAAUUUCACGGUCUCUGAAGUUGUGUUGACCCCCCCAAUGGAGCGUUUAAAGGUGGUUGCUAAGUUCCUCAAGAUCGCCAUCAAAUCGUACGAAAUGGGUAGCUAUAACACCGUUGUCGCUAUCGUGAGCGCCUUGCAAAGCCCUUGGGUAAAGCGAGCCAUGAAGCGAAGGUGGGACACCUUCCCGCAUCAAGACAAGCGGAUGUUCCAUGACUUGAAAGAGUGGACAACGAGCGACAGGAAUUUCAUGCACAUUCGACGUGCAGUAGACACCAUUGUUGAUGCGAAGCCAAUUGAGCCCUCUUCACAUGCGCCGUCCAUCGUUAGUGGGGGAGUCGGAACUACGAAUGGCAACGCUCAUGCAGCGAAUGGGACCGACAGAGCCAGCAGCGCAUCCACCAAAGCGAGGCCGACGCAUUCGACACAUAGCACCAGCACUGCGGCCAAACAGGCUGAUAUUACGGAAUGCAUUCCUUUCAUCGGGGUAUAUCUUUCUCAGCUGACGGAAUAUUCCCACCUGCCGGAUCUGAUUGACCCCACGUCUCCCACUACGCCUGUGUCUAUCGAUUUUGUGACAUACAGUUACGAUACGCUUUCUCAACCCGAGGUAUUCGGCGCGUUGCAGCCACUUCCGCCUGGGAUGCAGAUAGAGCCACUGAUUAAUGUACACAAGCAACGGAUGCGGGCGAAAGUGAUCAAACGUCUCGUUGCCGGACAACAUGUGGCUAGCCGUGUCGGAUGGGGGGUCGAGAAACGGUUAUUCCAAAAAUGUUUGAGGUUGAGGGGUUUGAGUGAUGAGAUGCUAGGAAGGGCGUUGGGGAUGUACGACCAUUCUGGGAGCAGCGGCGGAGUGAAGGCCGACGUUCAGGACUGGGGGUUGCACAUAUGAAACCUAAGAGAAGUCAUCGUAACGACGUGUACGAAUAAAAAAAACGGACUCCGUUGAUUAAUUAUUUCUAUGACUCGUUUACCUUUGUUAUCCUUGCCUUUGAAUAUGUAACGUACAUCCUCUUAGAAUCGUUGCUUUCGUUCGUUUUUUGUCGUUAUGUAUUCUGGGUUUUGUCGUGUUGAAUACAAAAUCUUUGAACUCGUUUGUU
This is a messenger RNA of Guyanagaster necrorhizus, 5485 nucleotides long. Its product is annotated as ras GEF. Gene Ontology annotation, cellular component: plasma membrane. The record is from RefSeq and is a predicted model, not a curated record. The transcript is spliced from 5 exons. The coding region runs from base 316 to 5277 and encodes 1653 amino acids. NCBI's taxonomy places the organism in Eukaryota, Fungi, Basidiomycota, Agaricomycetes, Agaricales, Physalacriaceae. Gene Ontology annotation, molecular function: guanyl-nucleotide exchange factor activity. Gene Ontology annotation, biological process: Ras protein signal transduction.